Ricinus communis (castor bean) is the source of this 1913-nucleotide messenger RNA. Its product is annotated as probable N-succinyldiaminopimelate aminotransferase DapC. Lineage: Eukaryota; Viridiplantae; Streptophyta; Magnoliopsida; Malpighiales; Euphorbiaceae. The coding region runs from base 124 to 1512 and encodes 462 amino acids. The transcript is spliced from 2 exons. Gene Ontology annotation, biological process: biosynthetic process. Gene Ontology annotation, cellular component: cytoplasm. The record is from RefSeq and is a predicted model, not a curated record. Gene Ontology annotation, molecular function: L-kynurenine:2-oxoglutarate transaminase activity; pyridoxal phosphate binding.
UCUCACCAGUCUUAACCUGACAAAUACAGGACAGUUGAAUCGAACCAAACUAGUUGAGUAGCAGACUGCAUUUCCUCGUAAAAUUUUGUUUUUCAAUUCUUAGAAAAAAAAAAAAAAACCCUCAUGCAGAGUCAAUGUACCUGGACAGGUACUAGAAUGCCUCUACCAAUAAUCUUAAAACCUUCCACUUUUUCAAUUUUAAAGCAUUUGCCCACAAAAAGAACCAAUCUUUUUAGUACUAGAAGUCCAAUCUCAAAUUACCCUUCUCUCAUGGCUACUUUCUCGACCGCUUCCACGACCGAAAAGGAUGCACCCUCCGGUCAAAACGACUCUACCCAGAAGUCUCAGCAGCCUUUGCAAGUGGCAAAGCGCUUGGAGAAGUUCAAAACUACCAUCUUCACACAAAUGAGUUCACUUGCCAUCAAACAUGGAGCAAUAAACCUUGGCCAAGGCUUUCCCAACUUUGAUGGUCCAGAGUUUGUAAAGGAAGCAGCCAUUCAAGCCAUAAGGGAUGGAAAGAAUCAAUAUGCUCGUGGAUAUGGAGUUCCAGAUUUCAACUCUGCAAUAGUUGACAGAUUCAAGAAAGAUACUGGACUUGUGGUAGACCCUGAGAAAGAAGUUACUGUUACUUCUGGAUGCACAGAAGCUAUUGCUGCAACUAUAUUAGGCUUGAUAGAUCCUGGCGAUGAAGUGAUCUUAUUUGCUCCUUUCUAUGAUUCUUAUGAAGCCACACUAUCGAUGGCUGGUGCCAAAAUCAAAUGUGUUACUCUGCAGCCCCCAGAUUUUGCAGUUCCUAUUGAUGAGCUCAAGUCCAUUAUCUCAAAGAAUACCCGUGCAAUUCUUAUCAACACACCACAUAAUCCCACUGGGAAGAUGUUUACUAGGGAGGAACUCACUACUAUUGCAUCAUGUUGCAUUGAGAAUGAUGUUCUGGUUUUUACUGAUGAAGUUUACGACAAGUUGGCCUUUGAAAUGGAUCACAUAUCUAUGGCCUCUCUUCCUGGGAUGUACGAGCGGACUGUGACUUUGAAUUCUUUAGGGAAGACCUUCUCCUUAACAGGAUGGAAGAUUGGCUGGGCAAUAGCCCCGCCACACCUGACAUGGGGAGUCCGGCAGGCACAUGCUUUCCUUACUUUUGCUACCUCCACUCCUAUGCAGUGGGCAGCAUCAGUUGCUCUUAGAGCCCCAGAUUCAUACUUUGAGGAGCUAAAGAGGGAUUAUAUGGCAAAGAAGGCCAUUUUGGUGGAGGGAUUGAAGGCUGUCGGGUUCAAAGUAUUUCCAUCAAGCGGGACUUACUUUGUUGUAGUCGAUCACACCCCUUUUGGCUUGGAAAAUGAUAUUGCAUUUUGCGAGCAUCUGAUCAAGGAAGUUGGCGUGGUGGCAAUCCCGACAAGUGUAUUUUAUCUGAACCCAGAAGAAGGAAAGAAUUUAGUGAGAUUCACAUUCUGCAAAGAUGAAGGAACUUUGAGGACUGCCGUUGAGAGGAUGAAGGAGAAGCUGAAGAGAAAAUGAUGCUUUAUAUGGGCUGACUUCCAUCAACACGGACAUGAGAUGCUGUAAUGUUAAACAAUUUUAGAAGGUCAGUAGCACCCUUUUGUGAUAUCUUGAAGAGCACCACCUCGCUUCAGUAACGUAUUAAAAUAAGCAGGAUUACCCCAACCAUGCCUGCAAAAAAGUGAUAGUGUGUCUGGGUCAUUACUGCCUAAGAUUUCGAAAAUCCGUCGGACUAGACCAUUUUCUUGUAAUGUUUCAAGUUUUAGAUCAUUUUGUUUGGGCCUCCAGUUACCUGUAUUGAGUUUGAUCGAGGACGGAGCUCCGCAAUUUAAUGCUUACAACGUAUAGUCAUCUCCGCUUGUUGCUUCUUUUUGACAGUUAUUGAGAAUACAUAACAAAUUUAAUACUUUUAAACUUUA